UUAAGUCGUGUCAUUAACAUGUGGUAAAAUGCACCAACAUUCCAUUCGCUUGUCUUUGACACGUCAAUUAAAAGUUUGAGGGGCACUUUAUGUACCGCCUCUGGUGCCCCCCAGCAACUCGCUUAACAAAUACUACGAUGUGUAAAUACUUAAAAAUAAGUGAUAACCUUGUCGACAUCUCUUAUCAUUUCUUAAGUUAAGUAUCGCGUAAUCCGCUGACCAGUAGUUAUAUUCCCUUAACCAUGGUGUUCGAAUCGUCCAUCGCGCGUUUUUACCAAAAACCCGGUUGCACCGCCGCGAAAAAAGCUGAACUUCUCUUCAAACUCAAGCAGAAAAAUGAGAAAUUGUCCGAUUUGAAAACCGAGCUUUGCUACCACGUGGAAACGACAGCCCCUUUGUCCCCCAAUGACAAGACUCUGAUAAAAUGGCUGUUGACAGACCCGUUCCAUCCCGGCAACCUCUCCGAGACGACUCACUUAUCGGAUGGGGGCGCAAGUGUGAUCGUCGAAGUAGGGCCCCGAUUCAACUUUUCCACUUCGAAUUCGACGAACGCAGUAUCGAUUUCGCGGAAUCUGGGGCUGUCGCAAGUGGUACGAGUCGAAGUCUCCAGACGGUAUAGACUUGUCUUUGAUGGGGCUGUCUCCAAAGUCGACGAAAUUGCUUCGGCAUUGUAUGAUCGAAUGACUGAAUGUCGGUACACCCCCGAGAAUAUCCCCAAGAAGAGUUUUAAUGAGAAGUUGGUCAAAAAGGAAGAUAUCAGGGAGAUUGAUGUGAUGAAAAAGGGCGAAAUCGCGGUUAAAGAGUUGAAUGAUGAGUUGGGAUUGGCUUUUGAUGACGCCGAUUUGAAGUAUUAUACGAAUUUGUUUAAAAAUGUACUAAAACGGAAUCCGACCAAUGUUGAAUUGUUUGAUUUAGCGCAAUCGAACAGUGAGCAUAGUAGGCAUUGGUUUUUUAAGGGGAAAAUGAUCAUUGAUGGGGUGGAACACAAGGAAUCUCUUAUUGACAUGAUCGUUGAUACACAGAAUCACACGAAUCCUAACAAUGUCAUCAAGUUCAGCGACAACAGCAGUGCCAUGAAAGGCUACGUCCAUCGCAGCCUCCGUCCCGUUACUUCGGGCUCCACCAGCGAACUCCGCGAAACCACCGCCGAAUCUCACCUAAUUUUCACAGCUGAAACGCACAAUUUCCCCACUGGUGUCGCCCCAUUCAGCGGCGCCACCACUGGAACCGGCGGUCGAAUCCGCGACGUCCAAAGCGUCGGCCGCGGCGGUUACUGCAUCGCCGGUACGGCCGGUUACUCAGUCGGCAAUCUCAACAUUCCCGGUUAUAACCUCCCCUGGGAAGACUCCACUUUCGAAUAUCCGAAUAAUUUCGCGCCACCGCUCGAAAUUCUUGUCGAGGCCAGCAAUGGGGCUUCAGACUACGGAAACAAAUUCGGAGAGCCUUUGAUUAGCGGUUUUGUGCGGUCAUUCGGAAUGGUGGAUGCGGCGGGAGAGAGGAAAGAGUGGAUCAAACCGAUUAUGUUUAGUGGAGGAAUCGGAACAAUGGAAGCCACUAUGACAGACAAAUUUCCCCCGAAAAAGGGGCACCAGAUUAUUAAAAUCGGAGGCCCGGUUUAUAGGAUUGGAGUAGGGGGAGGGUCAGCGAGCUCGGUGGAGGUCCAGGGGGAUAAUAAGGCCGAACUUGACUUCAAUGCAGUGCAGAGAGGUGACGCCGAAAUGGAGCAGAAACUCAACCGGGUGGUACGUGCGUGUCUUGAAUUGGGUAAAGACAACCCCAUAGUGAGUAUCCACGAUCAAGGUGCUGGUGGGAACGGAAACGUCCUCAAGGAACUCGUUGAACCAGUAGGUGGUAUAAUCUAUGCCAACAAAUUCGAAUUGGGCGAUCCCACUAUCAACGUCCUUGAAUUAUGGGGUGCCGAAUACCAGGAAAACAACGCCCUCUUGUGUGAAAAAGAAAAUUUAGAACUGUUGAGAAACAUCUGCAAACGCGAACGUUGCCCAAUCAACAUUGUUGGUGAAGUUACCGGAACCGGAAGAGUUGUUUUGGCCAUGGAUGAGUCACAAAAAGUCAUACCGUUUAAUUUAGAACUGACACAUGUAUUAGGGAAAAUGCCACAAAAAGUGUUCAAACUUGAGCGCAAAACGCCCCUCCUUAAAGAGCUUACCCUUCCUGUCGCCCUCUCGAUUUACAGCACUUUGGAGCGCGUUCUGCGUUUACCCUCGGUGUCCAGCAAGCGCUACCUUACCAAUAAAGUCGACCGUUGUGUUACCGGUCUUAUCGCUCAGCAACAAUGCGUGGGCCCCCUUCACACCCCACUUGCCGAUGUUGCCGUCACGGCAAUCUCGCAUUUUGGCUACGAGGGUAUAGCGUCAUCUAUCGGCGAACAACCGAUCAAAGGUCUCGUCAAUACAGCCGCCGGUGCUCGUAUGACAGUCGCCGAAGCCCUCUCGAAUCUUGUUUUUGCUCUCAUUAGUGACAUUCGUGACGUCAAAUGCAGUGGUAACUGGAUGUGGGCGGCGAAAUUGCCGGGUGAAGGUGCUGCCCUCUACGACGCUUGUAAAGCCAUGUGCGAUAUCAUGUCAGGCCUUGGAAUUGCUAUAGACGGCGGUAAAGAUUCCCUAAGCAUGGCUGCGAGGGUUGGUAGAGACACAGUCAAGGCACCUGGAACUUUAGUCGUUUCGACUUAUGCGCCGUGUCCGGAUGUACGGAAAGUUGUGACUCCGGAUUUGAAAGCUCCAGCGAUCGGAAAAGUCGGACAUUUGCUGUAUGUCGACUUGUCGCAUGGGUACAAUAGGCUAGGUGGCACUGCAGUCGCACAAGUGUUUGGACAAUUAGGCAAGGAAAGCCCCGAUGUACAUAAUGUGGAAGAGUUGAAAAACGCAUUUAUUGCCACACAGAAGUUGAUAAGAGAUGGCGCUAUACUAGCCGGACAUGAUGUCAGCGACGGUGGCUUGAUUGUAUGUUUAUUGGAAAUGUGCUUCGCUGGAAUUAGCGGAAUGGAAGUCCAAAUCGGUCACAAACAAGGGAAAACAAUUCCGAUUUUGUUCAAUGAGGAAGUAGGCUGGGUUUUAGAAGUGUUGGAUGGUGAUUUGAAACAUUGUAUGGAUGUGUUUGAGAAAUAUAAUGUUCCGGUGUAUAAAAUAGGUAAAAGUAUCGGUUGUGAUGUCGAUUCGAAAAUCACAAUCUCUGUCAACAACGCUUGUAUUGAAAGUACAGUGUUGCCACUUAUGCGCAUGUGGGAGGAAACUAGCUACAAGUUGGAGCUCCAACAGACGAUAAAAUCAUGUGCCGACUCUGAAUUCAAUUCGCUCACAUCACGAAAACACCCUCAGUACAAACUGACUUUUGACCCGGAUUCAGAAUCUGCGGUUAAAAAACCGGCGGUUGUGAAAGUCGCCGUCUUAAGAGAGGAGGGUACGAAUGGUGACCGAGAGAUGGCGGCGGCUUUAGUCAGAGCCGGAUUUAAAGUCUGGGAUGUAACGAUGCAGGAUUUGCUUAGUGGAAAGGUGGAUUUGGCUCAGUUCCGGGGGAUUAUAUUCCCUGGAGGGUUCAGUUAUGCCGAUGUUUUGGGGUCGGCGAAGGGUUGGGCUGGCAGUAUCCUUUUCAAUAACACAGUCAAGGAGCAAUUUGACCGGUUUUACGCUCGGCCUGACACCUUCAGUCUGGGUGUGUGCAACGGUUGCCAACUUAUGGCGAUGAUCGGGUGGAUUGGCGAACUCAGUGCUGACAACACACCAAACAUUGUCCUCGAACACAACAUUUCUGAAAGAUUUGAAUGCCGGUGGAAUACAAUCCGAAUUGAAAAAUCCCCAGCUAUUAUGUUGAAAGACAUGCAUGAGUCUGUUUUUGGCGUGUGGUCAGCUCACGGUGAAGGCAGAUUCACCUUCAAGAAUUCCUCAAUUUAUGACGAUUUGGUUAAAAAUCAUUGCGUCGGUUUGAGAUUCACUGACGAUGAGGGGAACCCCACUGAAACUUACCCGAUGAACCCCAAUGGUAGUAUUGCCGGUACUGCAGGAAUUUGCUCCAAGGAUGGCCGCCAUUUGGCCAUGAUGCCGCAUCCCGAACGUUGCGACCAACCCUAUUUAUGGCCAUACAUGCCGCCAAGUUGGCAACACUUCCAGAAAAGUCCUUGGGAGAAGAUGUUUAAAAACGCUUACGAAUGGUGCUGUAGUUAAAUUUUCCCCUGUCUAUUAUUAAUUUCAACAAAAAUAUACAUUUUUUUAAAGUU
Molecule: messenger RNA, 4231 nt
Organism: Tribolium madens (black flour beetle)
Lineage: Eukaryota; Metazoa; Arthropoda; Insecta; Coleoptera; Tenebrionidae
Product: phosphoribosylformylglycinamidine synthase
Exons: 6
Coding region: 243-4178 (1311 amino acids)
Biological process (GO): 'de novo' IMP biosynthetic process
Molecular function (GO): phosphoribosylformylglycinamidine synthase activity
Source: RefSeq, a predicted model, not a curated record